Caenorhabditis auriculariae is the source of this 22067-nucleotide messenger RNA. The record is from the annotation of a GenBank genome assembly. Lineage: Eukaryota; Metazoa; Nematoda; Chromadorea; Rhabditida; Rhabditidae.
AUGUCGCACAUUGACCAGCUCCACAAGUUCUACUAUGCAAAUGUGAGUUUUUUUAUGUUUUUUUUUAGGAAGCUUUGAAGUUUGAAAAUAAAGCUUUUUAUGAAAAGAAAAACUUAGAUUUUAUGAACUUAAAGGGUUCGAAAUCAUUUUCCUUACUUAAUAAGAAGUAUUUCAUAAUUUUUUUUUUGAGAAAGCUGGAAAUUUUCUUAAACUCUAUCAAUAAUGGCUUUAUAAGGAGUUCAUGACUUUUCUUCAAAGUUUCCCUUCAGACUCUUUUUUUUUACGAAAAAGUUUUUUUCUCAAAAAAUUUAGGCCUCAGUUUUUAGAGUCAGUGUCUCGGAGCAUUUGGAAAAAAACCUUUUUUCAAGGCUUUCGAAAGUUUCCCGGAAUGAUUCCCUUCAAACUAGGCUUGUUUUUCAAUAGAAAAUACAUCGAAGUCAAAAAAAAAAAGUCAACGUGAGCAAAAAAAAAGACCGGGUCAGCGGAAAAGGCAUUUUGCAUUUUUGAUGUCUUCACCCAGUCGAAUUUUCCUCAAAGCUUUGAACUCGACUCCAUUUUGUUUAACACUAUGUUAGCUUGUCACAAACUUGAAAAAAACCGUUUUGGGGAUCUUAAGGCGAACAACUUUUUUUGAGAAAAACAAGCUGUGAAUUGAGUUUUAUUCAGCAAUUAAAAUCUGACUCACUUCUGCCUAUUUUUCGGGUUAUUGUUGUUUUUAAAGUGAGAUAUUGAAGAACUCAAUUUUCUUUCAUUUGAUGCCCAUUUUUAAUGGAAGGUUUUUUUUCAAAACGAAAAUUCCCAAAUAUUUUGGAAGACCUGUCGAGAAGAUAUGACUUCGCGUUAAAUCGCAAACCGCUACUCCCUUACGUCAUCCCUAUGACAUCAUCUUCAUUUGCAAAAUUCGCACACGCAGCCAUAUCAUUUUAUUCAUUUUUUACGUUCCAAUUUAUAAAAAUUAGAUUCGACGUGAAAACUUUUCCGGUCACAUGAGAAACAGAAAGAUAUCACACUUGAAAAUCCCCUUUUGAUCGGAAAACUUUUUUUAAUUCUUCUAUUUUCUUACUUUUUUUAGAAACCUUUUAAAGGUUUGGAAUAAUCCGAGGCGUCGAGGCCCACGCUUACGCAUAGAAUGUUCCUUUAAAAUUUUUCUUUUUUUUUUUGGGAAAUACAUUUCACAGAUUUUUCCGCUACGCGUAUCAAGUUUGCAAAUUUUUUAGAGCUACCUGAUAGUGUUAUUGUGUCCACGUUUUGAAACUAAAUGCAUUUUAUGUCAAGUAUUCAUUUAUUUGACGAAUUUUUCACUGUGGCUCAGUUUUUUCGAAGCGAGCCACAGUCGGCUUCGCGCUAUGCGCGCUCCGCCUCCGUGUGAAGCCUUAAAACUAAGCCUAUUUUCUUAAGUAAGGCAUGAACCUGUAGGCGCAGUUUUAAUGCAAAGGCGCAAUUCAGGCUCUUCCCAUUCUUCAAUUUUUUCAAUUUAAAUUUCAAUUCAUAUCAAUUUAUUCAGUCUUCAGAGUAAGAUGAAGAAAAUCUCUGCUGAAUCAUGGUAUAAUCGAAGAGUUAGUCGUCGGCGCGAGUUACGGUCCACAAUAGUUGUCCAAUAAGUCCCGGCGUGACAACUAGCAGGAAAUAAUGUUGGCCCGUUGGUAGUACCAGCUAAUAAACUGCUUCACCAUGUCGGAACAGUACGGCGCCCAGCUUGUCCGGGGCUGACGGGCGUCGGAAUAUUAUCCCAUGAGAGAGCGGCAAUGAGACUGACCAGUCGACGUGAUGAAAUGAGAUAAUAAUAAUCUGCUGAAUCAUGUUCACGUGAAUAAAAUGAAUAUAUAGCCAAAUAUUUCGAUUACGCUUAUUUCUUGUGUUACGAAUGAUGUCAUAGGGAUGACGUCAGGGAGUAGCGGUUUGCGAUUUAACGAAAACUGAAGAUAUGGGAUUGAUCUCGAAAAUCGGAAAAUUGCUUUUUUGCCCUGUUGUUACUGGUACCUGUUGCAUAUACUUUUUGAUGUUUCAUAAAUCUCUUAUUGAAAAAGAAAUUGAACAUCUUAUUCUGAAACCAUGCUUUCUGUACUAUUAGAAUAAUGAAAAAGGCGUUCUGAAUCAAUUUUUUUGGCCAGAAAUCCGCUUAUUCCUCCUAAAUCUUGCGUUUAUCUGACGAAAAGCUCAACUUUUUUUCUUUCAAACGCCAUAUUUCAUUUUAGUUACUCUACUUUUUGCGGGAAAGUUCUGUGAAAAUAAAGUUCGUCCUUCAAUUAAGAAAAUUUUAAUUGACUGGUCGGAAAAAUUCAUUUUUUUCUCAUUUCAAUUCAUUUGAAGCAAAAAGCUUGUUAUUUUUUUGACAGCGAGAAAAAAAUAUAAUUGCGUGGCAUCAGAAAUAAAUUGAGGAAUGAGAAGAAGAAGAAAAAAAUCGACCAAAAAUCAUUGAAUAUUCUGCUUUUUUUCAUCACCGGCUUCUCGUGUUUUUUUAUAUUUUUUCUAUUAACAUUCAUCAAUUUGUAUUUUCGUUUCCUUUUUUUGUUUAGUUUUCUGUUUCAAGUUGAAAAAUCGUAACUUGAAAAAAAAAAUUCUGUCGUUCCACUUCGCAUAACUUUAAUACUGAGAAAUAUGCAACAAGUUUUUUUUUUAAUUUUCAAGUUUAAAAUUUUUUCUCAGUUUUUCAAGCACUUUUUCAAACUGAAUGUUGAUUAACUAUUAAAUAAGGUAAAGCUAUUUCUGGAAAGUGUGAGAUUUUGGCAAAAAGUUUUUUUUUUAAAAUUUUUCCUCAAUUCGGAAUUUUGGAACGUAAAACUCUUGAAAAAAACGAGUUUAGCAUUUGUCUUUUGUGUUUUGGAAGGCGCUUGAGAAAAGGACAAAAAGCCGUUUUUCAACUCAUUUCGCGGCCGACGACGACGACGGAAAGCUCCUUUUGGGCUGGAUUUUCGCCUCAUUUCCGGCUUCCUACUUUUUCGUCACCCCAUUCAUUCUUGCGUUGUACUUGAACAUGUCUAGGCGUUUUUUGGAUUACUAGGUACUUCUUCAGAAAAAUUUGAAUGUGUUACGAAAAAGGAAGGUUUUUAAACAUACUACAGAAGACAGUAAAUCUCUUUCCAGGUAGACUGGCAAGAAACUAUAACUUUGAAGAAUCAUUCUCUAAAUUUUAGUAAGUUCAUACAUACCCAAGCACGCUAUGGAGAACUCCUUUUACGAUUGGUUGGCUCCGCCUCUUUUUCUGGGAGACCAGAACCCAAUGAACCAUUAUAAUUGAAAAACAUCCUGUUUUCGCUGAAAUACUCAAAAACUUUGAGGAAACUAUGAGAAAACCCUCAAGGUUGACGAACAUUUUGCGAAUUUUUCAAAUCUUGAAGUUCAAUUUUAAAGGCAUAGGGGCAGUAAAAAAUGGGGUUUCAGGUAAAAGCAGUAUAGUCGAUGUGCCACAAGUUGAAAUUUCAUGGAACGACACUCCGCUGUUUCGAUUUUUGUGCGGUAGCGCGCAUCUGGCGAAUUUGCCAACUUCGGCCACGCUAAUUUUUUUGGUUUUUCAUUCUAAUUUCGAUCGUUUUUUUAUUGUUUUAUUUCUUUAAAAAUGUAAUAUUAUCGUUGAAAAGGAUUGCGUUGUACAAAUGUAAAAAGAAAGAACACAGUAAAUUUCAAGAUGUUUCUCGAAAAAAAGCGAUUAAAAAAAGUUUGAAAAAAACUUCAUGUAUUCUUCAAUCGCUUUGAUAUUGUUUUUUUCUCGUUUCUCAAAAAAAGUUUUUCAAAGACUUACCAAAAAGGAUUUGCGGGUGAAACGCCACAAUAUUCUACAAUAGUUUCUGUGUUUUUUUAAAGCCAUGUUUUUAAUGUUUUUCAUCGUUUUUCUGUUUGCAGUCGUUAAUUGUUUUUUUCAGAAAGUGAGCGCCUUAUAAAAUGAAGAUGUGUACUUCCAUGAGCACAUGCACCAUAAUUUGAAGAAAGGUUUUUCGUUCCUUUUUUUAAAUGGAGCUUUAGAUAAAUCGUAUUGCUGAACUAUGCGUCAGAAAUGGGACGUGAACAGUGGGCACAUGGAAUAGUGGAAACGAUGUGCUGAACGAAAUGUCCAGAAAACUAAUAAUUUUUCCUUUGAACUUAUGCAUCUGUUUUUUUUUUAAAUAAAAAUUCGUCAAUGUAGAAACAUUCAAUUUUUUUAAAAUCAUUCGUAUUUUAUUUCUGAUUGGGAUAUUUUUUUUACAUGAUUUGAAAUGAAAAAAGAAAUGUCGAUAAAGGCUCAAUGAAGGUAAAAUAACGGAAUAUAUUGAACAAAAACCAAAGACCAUCUCAUGAAAAAAACUUUCAAAUAUUAUAAACGCAUUUUUUUCGCUUAAAAUUCGAAAAAUUACUCUACUUUAUUUUUUUAUCAAUGAAACAGUCUAUCCUCUAGAAAAAGAUAAUUAUGAUUUUGGCGCGAAGAAAAACUAUUAAAAACAUAAUUAAAAUAAUGAAAAUUUCGAAUAAAACAAAAAAAUGGAAAGCGCGACCGAAAUUCGUAAAGGCAAGGCGCUUUCACGGCCACGGCCACCCAACGGAGUGUCGUUCCAUGAAAUUUCAAGUCGUGGCACAUCGACUAUAUCUUAUAUAGUUUUUCUUUGCGAAUCGAAUGGUGUACUCGAAAAAAUUAAACAUGUGACAACUUUAGAAGAAAAACGCGAUUUUACUUUCCCGCCUUUAUUUUUGAAAAAAGCUUUGGAUCGGUAUGCAGACAAAUGUUUACAGUAGCCGUGCACGCGAUGUUGCGGACAACUCAUUAGACUCGCGUUUUGUGAGAAACAACUGAAUAUCGGCUUCAAAUAAAAGGUUUCUACUCUGAAAAAUUGAUUAAGAAAACGGAAAAAACACAUCGAUAAUAAAGGAAACACAAAAAUCGCAAUCCCAAUCGAAACCUGUGUGAAAUCAUCAUUUUUCACCAGAAACGCAUUUUUGCGAUUAAAGUUGUAAACUAUACAUGAAUAGAAAGUUUUUUGUGACGAAAAGAACUUUAAUGACAACAGAGAAAAAAUUGAAAAUUGAAAAAAACGAAGAAAAAAGCGAAAAUCCGGAAGAUGGCGAAGCCUGUUGUCCAUAGAGCAACUUUACUGCCAAGUGCCCUUUUUGCGGGAACUCAAGCUUUCCUUUCUCCGACUUUGAAUUAUUUUUUCUCCAAAACUAAGAACUUCUGUACGUUUUCAAGUUUACCGUUCGAUUCGCACUGAAAAGCUCUGCAAAGGACGGCUUUGAAGUGAAACACCGUUUUUUACUGCCCCUAUGCCUUUAAAAUAUUUUUCCAGUAAAAGGUCGUUUCGAAAAAAAAAGUGAUGAGGUCAAAAAUCUUCGCUUCAAGACCCAACCAACAACCUCAACCAACAAUUAUACGAGAGAGGCUCGGGGAAACGUGCUUCUCGCGCCUUUUUCCCUUUUCAAUCCCAAGAAGAAAAAAAAACUCAGAACCUAUUCAUAUUCAUUCAUUCAUUGGCUUCACUUGGUCGAACUUUGAUUCUCCUUGAAAUCCGUUUACUCUUGGUAGGCAGUUUCAUGUAUCAAGUGUGUUUCGUCGCUUCUCGAAAGAAGAAAUUCAAUACUGAAGAGGAAGAUUCUUUCAAGUACCCCAGGCUUCUUGAGGAGGCUUGGAAAAUUCACAGAGAAACUUUGUCAAAUAAGUGAUUUUGUCGUACCAGAAGAGUUCAUCCGCUUCCAAGACAUUUACUAAGUUUUUUUAAUAUAUUUUUUUCGAAAAUCGGUCAAAAUUUUUGAAGUACGCGGAAAUAUAACUCCUCGAAAUCUUACAGAUGCCUUCGUCUAUUUCAUCUUCCAUCUCGACGUCAUUCUCCUCGUCACUGCAGAGCUUCAUGACGUCAGCUUUCCCAACGUCUUCAAGAUCCGCCGCACGACGACAUGGGAAUUCUGUGGGCUCUUCGGGUUCGACGUCCGCCGCGAGCAGUGUAGUGGAGGAUCUUCACGCUCCUCCUCCUUCUCGUGACAGAAAUCGGAGUGAGUAAUCGCAAAAAUAACUAAAAUGCGAAAAAUGGUCUAUCAAUCACAUUUUUAUCAUAUCAAUGCAAGCGCUUACACAAGCGAAAAGUGCUAUGUUGAAAGUUACUGUAAUCAAGUUGUGCAAACACGUGCCGGUCUGCAGCUUUGCGUCGUCGCCUGAAAGUAUUUUUUUUCCCUUUUUUUUCUUUUUUUUUUUUAAUUGUUAAAAUAAAUUCAAAUGAUGUGUUUAUUGGAGAAACGGAGCAUUUUCUAAAUCGCCAAAUUUGUUAAUCGUCGUGCCCAAGUUGAUUCGAAAAGUUUUUAAUUUUCGUUUGAUAGCGUUCUGAAGGAAGUUUAGUUUUUUUUUCGACUUUCACGCCUUAAUGAAAAAGCAUACUUUUUGAAAUUUUUUCAACCGAUUUUGUGCGAGCUCUUCUGCAUCUUUGUGUUGCAACAUUCAUAUAUUUCUGUUUUUUUUAUGCUGCUUUUCAUAUUUCCCCUUAGUUCAAAUUAAUUCCACCGUUUUGCAGCGUCGACGGGGCCUUGGUCUCGACGAAGCACAAGACUGGACGACAUUCGAGAAGCUUCAACGUCCGGCGGCAGCGUUGCGCCACGACCGCCAAGGUACGCCAUUUUCUUCGUCUUCUUUUUUGCAGUUACUUUUUAAGGUUGCAAAAUAUGAUCGUCACAAUAGUUUUAAAGCGAAAUUUCUGGAGGAAAAUUCUCCUGAAAUUGGUCAUUUUUCUUGUUUUACCCGUUUCAAAAUUAGUUGUAUUUAUACUUGGUAGACUUCUCAGGAUGCAAAUUUUUACGUAGAAUCUAAUUUUCUUGCUUUGUGAGUUCGUUUCAAGAUCAUUUUUGACAAAACGUUCUAAAUGGAAAAAUUUUUUAUUUUUUAGGUUCGUGCUGAUAGUUUAGUAAUGUUAAAUGAUCUGUCUUUUUGUUUCAAUUAGAUCUCAAGUUCAUUCAAUUUUUCGGACUUUUAGUACGAUGGUCGGACUUUCUUAUAUCAGAAAGUUUUCCAUUCUAGAAGCGAUUUUUUUUUCAAACUUUUCGAAAGCAUUUUAAUCGCGAGAAGAUCAUCACAGUAUAUUUUCUAGUGUUCAAUUAAACUUUUUUUUUUGUGAAAAAAAAAUUAUUUUGUCUUGGACCCGGGGAGGAAGUUAUCUGAGAAAGGUGUACGUAGCGAUGGAGCUAGGCGAAAAUAAUUUAUGCAGAGCAAAGGAAUUACGUUUGGCGUAGAAGAAGAGGGGGGAGGCAAAUGCAAUGGAAUUUGAUCUUCACCCGCCCUCCUCGUCUUUCGUUUUUCCUCUUCUUUUUUUCCCAAUUUUUUUUCGGGUUGGUGCUCAGUCAAGCUUAUGAGUGAACAUGGUUCCGGUAAAAACGUUGAAAAAGCUGAUUUUCGAUUCUAAAGCUCAUUUUUGAAGAAUGUCCAAAAAAAAGAUGCCAUGUUCCAUCAAAGUUUGAGUUUAUCAGUGAUUUUGAAACGUCUUCAUUUAAAAUUCGCGCUUUUCUUAGGUUUACCAGAAUUUUCCGGCAUUCUUUGAGCCUAAUAUUUGGUUGCGUCAUCCAAAGUUUUCAAAAAAUACUGUUUUUGCGCAGAAGUAUUCAGUUGUAGCACUUAUUGGCAUCUUAUUAUUUGUGUGAAGAGAACAAAAUUGCUUCGAAGAAGUUGAACACAAAUGAAGUGAUAAGUUAUUGAAAUCAGAAAAUUUCAAGAUAUUGGAAAACAACUAAUUUUUGGGCACUGUUGAAAAAAGGGAUUUUCAAACCGACUUUUCACGUUUGUUCUGGUGUAUCGUAAUUUGGUUACUAUAAGUCUCAAAAGACAUGUAUUCAAGCUGAAAUUUUCUGUGAAAAAUUGUUUUUGUAAUUUUGAAAUGAGGUAGGGUCACGAGGCGAAAUGUAAAAGCUCUUUUUUAUUUUAAUAAGGUCGAAAAAUAAUUUUUAAAUGAAACCCUCUGCAAAUUUCGAUUUGCAGCGGCUCUAAUGACAGUUAUUUACGAAGGAAGAAAAAAAGGUCUUAUAGAAUGAUUUUCACGAGCAGCAAAAGAGCAGACUAUUAAUAAAUUGGGACAGGUGAAUUGUUUGUGGGCCAACUGAACAGCUGUUCGUUGUCCUCGUAGAACCUGCAAAAUAAAUCUAUUUUUUUCUCGCCCACAAGUCAGCUUCAUAAUUCAAUUUGAUGGUUUCAUUUUUGUCUAGUUUCUUUUUCAAAGUCCGCAAAGGACGUUUUUUUACAUUUUAUAUUUAUCAAAAUUGGAAAAAAAGCCCCUUAAUUGAAAGAAGUUCAGUUUGGGAAACAUUUUUUGUUUUUUUCCGGUUUUUAAUCGAUUUUUACGAAGAAAGUCACAUUCCGCACUAUUAUUUAUUUAUUACUCCGUUUUGGACUUUGAAAAGUGAACAGGAAAUCCAGGAAAAAAGCGUCUCUUCUCGUUCUUUGUUGUCUGCUCCCUUGGGAGCUUUUUUCGGACAAACUUUUUUUUCCUCCUUCUUCGUCGGAGCGUUUUAUUCACGCUUUCCAUCAUUUCUCUCUGUGUGGAAAGCAACUUUUUACUUACUUUUUUUGGUUUAAAUCAUUAAUUUUUAAAAAAAUUGUUUAGUUUAAUUAGGCAAUUUUUUUCGUUUUAAAUUUGAAACAAUAUUCAUAAAAGUGCAUCUUUAUACAACAUUUUGAAGAUUGAUUUCUUUUUUUGUUAGUCGUUGAGAUACGCCGGAAUAGCAACAAAUUUUUCCCAACCUAGCAAAUAUUGACGUUACUUUAUAGCUCUCCUUCUAAAUUGUUAACUGUUAUUUUUUAUUUUUUGGAUUCCUAUUUUCUUUUUUUUUAUUUUGACAGCUGAAAGUUAGCUUUUUUCAGAUUCAGACGCGUCAAAAUAAAUGAGUAAAUCGACCAGAAUAAUAAAUUUAGGUGAUUAUUCAAAAAGCUAUCCAAAAUAACCUACUUUUACACUUUGAUAAGAUUUUUAUAAAAUUUUUGCACUCGAUGCUAAGAAAAUUUUUCGAAUUUAGGUGCAUUGAGAUGAGAUUUUGAGGUUCCUCAAGAAGUGUCAAAUCGCAUUUGACGGCACUUGAGAAGGGCGAAUUUUUUCCCUUUUUCGUCCCUUUUUUCCGUCGGUCAUUUUCAGCCGAAAUACCGAUUAGCGUUUCAUUUUUCGUUUUUUUCUUGACUCUUUUCUAUUAAACUAUUUUUCAAGCCGUUUUUUUAUCGUUUUUAAUUCAUAGAAAGAUGAUUUUUUUCACCGUGUUCAACCUUGAAAUUUUGAGUCUUUCAUAAGAAAAUGCUGUGAAUUGCACUACUUCACUUUUCGGACUUCACGAUUUUUCUUCAGGAAAGCUGGUACAUUUUCUCGAAUUUGCGGGUUUUUUUCUCAUCAGAAAAAGCUCAAAGGAUUCGAAAGGUUUUGUAGUCUGGUCGAAUGAUAUCAAGAAACAAGUAGGGUGUUUAUUUUAAGAAUUGUAUUUUGAUACAUCGAGUUUUGAGCCUUAGUUUGUACUUUUUUGCGCUUAUUUAUGAGUUUUGAAGCUUUCUCUUGCCAGAAAAAUUCAUAGUUUUCAUAUUGAAUCUGUAAGAUGAAGAAAACUUUUUUUUUUCGAUUUUCACCGGCUUUCAAAUCUAACCAAAGUACUAAUUAAUGACUCAUUGUUAUUGUUUUUGCGCAUUUGUAGCUAUGGAAUAUUUUUGUCUCUAUAGUGUGGAAUUGGUGGCUUUUUGCGAACCGUUUUCAAAAUUUCAUUUUCAAAAAUACCAAUUUAAAAAAAAAAUUUUGCAUUUUCUUUCUAUUGUUCUUAGGUUAUUUCAACAUUUUUUUAGAAGAGUUUUUUUCAAUUUUUUUCAAACAUGAAGCCAAUUUUCAAUUUGAAGACUUUAAACCUCGAUUUUCGGUAGUUUUCUUCAUAGCGCGCAUGUUAUAACUUUUAUGAGGCUUUUUGUUCGUAACUUGAACUGAAGGUAAUUAGAAUUUUUAGUUGUUUUUUUAACGCUUUAAGUUUUUCAGAAAGACUUUUCCGGUUUUUUUUUUCAAAACCUGAAAUUUCUGAGCUCAAACAUUUUACUGGACAAAGGGUGCCGCGCAGACGAGAGGCCAAAAGAAAAAAAAUCUGAUUAGCCUCAAAAUCGAAUACUUUUUUUCGCCCCGGGGUGUCUAACAUUUCGACCCGACGAACCGGCGGAUUUUCCUCCUUUUUUUGCCUUUUAUUCUCUUCUCUUCGGCUUGACAUGUAUUUUUUUUCCCACGUUAAUUCGAUCGGUCUUUUUUGCCGUCUUUUCGUUUGCCUGAUAUGUAUAUAUACAUAUCCGUCAUGUUUCUCUCCCCCUUAUAUACGCGGCUCACGUCGCAAAGGGCCGAAAUGUCAAAUCCCCUGCAGUUUUUAUUUCAUUUUUUUAUUGUUUCAUGCUGUUCAGAAGAUUAGAAUCGUUUCUUUUUUUCGAUUAGAAUCAUUUUUGGAUGCUUCGAAAUUCAAACUAGUACACUCAUUUGUAGUUUCUAGCUUCUUGCUUUGUUCUUAAAACUUUUUAAAAAAAGCUACAGUCGAAUAAUUAAAUUUAAUUUCUUUGCAAAAAGUAAAAAAAUAACUCCUACAAGUAUUUUUUUGCACCUUUACCAUUUUUUUGUAUCCUAAUAGAAAAUAGGCGGUUUUUCUGACAUACUCUAUAUACCACUGGCUCAACAAAAAAAAAAUGCAUUUACAUCCCAUUUUUGCGCAUUUUUUUACCCUUUUUUUUAUAAAAUAAAUUCCAUCUGAAUAAUCCAUAAUUACUGCGGAAAAAAAUUAGUCAUGCUCAUGAAAUUCAUCUUCGUCUUCAAUAAUAUUUUCCAAUUGAGAGUCCAUUUUUUCACCUAAUUUUCAUGUUAUUCCGUGGAAUUGUAGUUAAUUAAUCCAUUUUUCUUGCCCUUUUUUCACACGACGCUCUUUUUUCUUCUGUCUUUUGUUUUGAAUUCAAUGCCAGUAGUGAUAAACAGAUGGAGAAUGUCAGAAAUCAGUCUUUUAACCGACUUUGAGUCAUUCUCAAAUCGAAAAGUUUCUUUCAUUUUUUCAUAUCAAAAAAAAAAAAAAUCAAUUAUUGGUUUGAAAAAAAUUGAAUAGGGAAAAAAUCGAAAGGAGAGGUUAGAAACUGAUAGAUUUUGUUUAUUUUGAUCAAAAAGUAGCACAAAAUAUUUUUGAAAAUGUUUUCGGGAGUUUUAAAAGUUCUGUCUGGGAGAAAUUUAUGUACAUUUGAUAUAUCUGGGACUCCAGUAAGAAAAAAUAUAUUUUGAAAAAUUAUACCUGACUUGACGCACGUUUUUCUCGUAAGGAAUGGCUCGAGGCGCAACCAUUGCGUUUUGGCCGCAUUGCACUGCCUGACAAAAAACGGUUUGCGCGCAAUAGGAUCCUCGAGUGAGCUAGCUUCUCAGUAAACCCACGGUCGAUGCUGUUCAAAAGGCGUCCAGUCGGGUUCAAGUCGUAGUUAUUGAAAUAUAUACAGCACAACUCGAUUUGGAAGCUAUUCUCUACAAAGUUUGAACGUAUUUUGUAACUUAUAAGCAACUUUCAUAACUUAUCUGCACUGAAUCCAGGAUUUUAGCAGUCUCGCAUGUCUGCGCCUUCUUUUCUCUCAAUGGAGAGGUCAUAGAAUCGUGAAAACAGCACAUGAAAACAAGAGAAUCGCUUGAAAAGAGAGAACUUUGAUAAAACAGUCUGUUCCGUUUUUCCUUAACCUGGUUAUUUUCAAGAAAUAGGUUCUUCUGAAAGAAAAGUCUUUGUUGACCAUCUACUGGCCAAUUCGGAUCCCCUCUCUAUUUUAGAUAACAAAUUACGGAAAAAAACGAACCAAAUUGGGUAGGAUGAAUCGGUUUGGAAAAGGAAGGAUUGGUGCGGGAUGCAGCAUUCGUUACCUCUUUGAUUGGCGUCCGGAAAUCUGCUCCAUUUUCUCCCCUCUCGUUUUUUUUUCCAAAGCCAUUCCCCUGCUAUCCGUAUACAUACUCGAAUUAAUCGUUCUCAUUUAUCGGGAAGACCCUUCCGGCCGCCUUUUCGCCCAUUUUUUUCGUUGGAUUUUUGGACCUUUGGACGUUUUCGCGGUGAUAUUUUGAGCUUUUGGGAUUUUUCUUCACUUCGAAAAUCGUGUUUUAAGAGUUUUAUUGAUAUUGCAAAGCUGAGUUAGCUGCAAAAAAUCAGGAAAAAAGGAAAAUAAAAACACUUUUGGCCUUGGAGCGCACUUCAACAAUUUUUUUCCGCCUUCAUCGGAAUUUUAAACUUUUGAGCAUGCCUUUAAUAGUUUUUGAACUCACAUGGCUUUUUUUUCAAAUAGCAUAAGCAACAUAAAAUCAGUUUUUGAGAAUUUUUCAAAAUCAAAAUUCAAAUGGAAGAAAAAAUAAUGUAAAAAUCAGUUAAAAUCUUCUUGGAAAAGAAAAAAAAUUUUAGAUUAAAAGAGGCUUCAUCAUUUAUUUUGCGUUGAAUGAGGAGAAAAAUAAUAUUCAUGAAUAUAUGGAACUUUCAUUGCGCGUACUUCAAACGCGCCGGGGGAGGACUCUCUUUCUCGUUAUUUUUGUUCGCUGAGGCAUUUCGGAGGCUCAUUGAGCACCUUCAUUUCUGCAAACCGCCUUCAACUCUUCUCCGUCGGCGAAUUAAAAAAGCAUCGCAUCAAGUUGAAAAUUCUUCCGACUUCUGGAAGUAGAAAAGUCGGUCACAAACGAGCUUUUUUCGCUGAUUUUUUUGUAUCUGAGGAGUAGCGACCAGUUUCAAACAAUGGCAUAAUAUCAACUUCCAAAUGGACGUGUCCAAUCUUUUUUUUUGUUCGUCCACUUCACUUUUCGCUCAGUUUUAUCACAUUUAUAAGCUUGCGACAUUGAGAAGAAUCCUAAAAAAGCAUUCACAAUGUUUUUUUUUCAAAUCAACUUUUUAGUUCUUCAUUAAAUUAAAUUAUUUUUUAAAUUUUAUGAUUAUAGGUAUUUUUUUGGUUAUUCGGAAGCUAAUUUUUUUGGUGGGAAUUCUGCCUCUAAGCUUCACGGCUUCUUGAAACUUUCAGGAAGAAAGUCCUUUUCAAAAAUUAUUUUUCAAUCGCAUUGUUUUUUUAAUAGACUACAGGAAAAUAUGAGCUCAAUCCAUUCCCAAUGCGACCAUUUACAGUAAUCUGAACUUAACUUAAACUGAUAGGAGUUUUGAAAGAUCUUCAAAAUCCUUUUUCUCUUCCAAGUUUGUUGAAGAUUCUAAAGAAAUCCUCAAAAUGUUCAAAUUUUUUUCAAAAAAAGUUUUUUUAAUUUUUUUCUAGGUUCCUAAAAAAAUCGUUUAUUGGCGUAUUUUUUUGCCUCCUUCUCUUCUUUUUCAACUGUGUUGAGUGUGGUAUUGACGAUGAGAGUGGAAAAGUGAAGAAAAUUAACUUCGUUUCAUAUUUUGCUUGCACACAGAGAAGAAAGCAAAGGCAAAUUGGAAAUGAUUUGAUUCGUUCGUUUCGAGAAAAAAAAAAUAUAUUUUGCUUUAUGUUUUUGCUCGUCUCAUUGGGCGGCUCUUACUGAAAAUGAAACGAAAAAUCGGGAACGCGAAGCUACAAUUUUUGAGAUUUUUCCGCCCUUUAUUAUCUUAUGCUCAUACAAUUUUGUAUUGAACUCCUUUGUUCUUUUUCUUUGCUUUUAUCGAGAAUUUCGGUUUUCCGUGCGUAAAGCUUUUUAGUGCCACAAGAUUACCUUCCUGGUACAGUAUUGGUUCAGAAAUUUCACUGGAGGAAAAUUUCUAAUUGCUCUGUUACUCUCGUGGACGCUGUUUAUCAAUCGAUUUCAGAUUUUGAAAUAGUUGAAGCCAUAGUAACGUUGAUGAAAAAAUCCUUUUUGUGCAGGUUUUUCAAAUUUCGAGAAAUUAUGUGACAAAAUUAUAAAUUAUUUUGAAUACGUUCAAUAUCCAAUGUUUCGAGCAGGUUUUUUGAGUGAAAAAUCCAAUUUUUCAAAUUAAAAUCUUCGCAAACUGGUUUUAUGUUCGAAACUCAUGUCGUGUUCAAGGUACUUUCCUCUUUUUUUAAAUAUCUCUUUGAAGAAAUUUUUUUGACCUGGACCAAGAAAAGUUGGUACAUUUUCUUGAAUUUGAAACUUCAAACUUUCCAUUUUUUUUUUUUCGUUUGAAGGUUCAAUUUGAUCGAGCUCGAACACACAGUUAAAUCAUACAGCAAAAUUGAAGAAGCACAAAGAAAAGGGUCUGGUCCACUUACUCGUAGAAAGGGCCAAGGGGCGUUUUAUUCGAUUACGCUUCUCCUUCUCUUUUUUUUUCGGUCAUAUCACUUUUUUCCCACUUCCAUAUACGUAUUUUGAAUUUUUCUUUGAUUCAAAAUUUUGAGAAGGAAAGAUAAAGAUUCUGUAGUGAAGCUGGGAUCCGAUUGUAUUCUGCUAUAUCACAUUUUCUCUUCCUUAUUUUUCUACUUUGAACUUUUCUCCAGUCCGUGUCUUGGAGUUAGAGAAAAUAAAAGUGCAAUCAAGCCAAGAAGAAAUGAAAACAAGACCUCGAAAAGGCUUAGUUAUUAGGGCGAUUGAAAAGCUUCUUGCACAAGUAGACCUUUUACAUGGAAUUCAACUCAAAUAACACUCCUCUGCCUUUGAAAAAGUUCUGAAUGGUGCAGAGGUAGCAUUUUUGACUAGUAUACUGGGCUCGGAGGUUUGAAUCCUCAGAAUUUUUCUCAUUUUUGACUUGUCAUUUUUUGAUUACUUUUGAACUUUAAUAGAGGCCUAUCAUUAGAUGAAGUACUGAAAAUUGAUAAAUAACUCAAGUUCUCUCAGUUUUUUUGAAAAAAAUUACCAUCUACUGAUUUUUUUGGUCUUUCCUAUCAAGUUUUUCUCGUUUUUUUAAAGUUGUAGGAAGAACCAAAAUUUGGGAAAAAAAGUAAAUAUAGCCGCUUAUUUACUUUUUUUGGCUAUUUAAAAUUUCUUAAGUUUCAAAUUUGAAUAGAAUCAUUCCAAAAAGAUCAGAUAAUCCACUACUUUUUGGGGAUUCUGUAAAAAACCUGAACAUCUUCUUUCAAAGUUUAGCUAGUACAAAAAUCAAUAAAAAAAAAAUAUUAUUGAACAUUUCAGGUAGUUUUUCUAGGUUUUUGAAUUGUAAAAUGGAUCAAGGAUCAAAGAAAAGUGUUAAUUUUUAAUACGAUUCGCAUUAGGUUUCAAGUUUUCGAUCGACUUGAUAAAACUCUCUUUCUUAAAAGCUUUUUGAUGUCUAGCCAAAGAAAAUGAAUGACGGUGUUUCGACGGAACGAAUCUCUUGUAAACAAAGAAGCUGAUAUUUAAAACGGAUUCUUCAUACGUCUCAGACGCCUAUUUUUAAACAUGAAGUGCAAUGCAAAUUUCGUGUUUUUUUUAAAUGGUUUUCACGACUUUCUAGUUAUUUUUUAAAGUUUUUAAUUUUCAGACCGUUUGAAAUCUGCAGUAGAUUUUUGGAUUUUUUUGGAAAUAUGGAUUUUUCUGGUUCCAUUGAAUAUUUUUGAACUAAAAAUAUGGUUUUUUUAGCAAAAAAAUCUUAUUGCGGUACCAAGUAAAUAUUGAGAGUUUCUGCGACUAUUCUUCGAUGAGUGAAAUAAAGUUUUGACUAAAAAUAGAGUAAUUCUUUUCGAUUUUUUGCUUAAAGAAGACUCUGCUGUUUUAAUUUUCGAGUAUUUGCAUCAAUUUUAAUUAUAACAUACAAAAAAAAUCAUAAAUUCAAGAAGAAUUGUGGAAAAAUCUGUAAUCUUUCCUGUGUAAUAUAGAGUUUGGAGUGAAAAAUACGUUUUUCUUUUUUUUCUCGAUUAAAUUACAUACAUUUAUUUCUCUCGCAGCUCCGUUGAACAUCUGGCGCUAGCCAUUAUUCAUUUUUUCGAUCUAAGAUUGGAACAUGUGUUGACGCUGUUGUUGGAUCGGAGUUGCUUUCAGAGAAUGGCUUUUUCUUUGUUUUUUUAAAUUUUUUUAAUUCAUGAUUUUUUUAAUUUAUUUGAAUCAGUUCAAGUAUGAAAAUCUCGGAAAAAAAUUUUUGUAAGAUUCUAAUUUCCUCUUUUUUUCUAGUUUUUGAAAUUGUGCAAGUUAACCUCAAAAUUUAGAAUUUCUAGAAAAAUUAUAGGAUUUUUGAAUUGUAUGAUUUUUUUCAUCAUAUAUAUGAACGAAAAAAAGGGCAAAGAGAUUAUUAUAAAAAAAGUUUCAUUGUCGGUUUUUUUAUGAAGCGUAAAUGGUCUUUGAAACUGAUUUUUUUCUUCACUGCCGAGUUUGAAAUUCAACGGCGCUCUAAUAGAAGAAAUUCGCUCUAACGAUUUUUUUAUUUUUAAUUUUUCAAGUUUUUUUAAAUAUUCGUAGCUUGAGAUCGAUCCAUCUUUUCCUUUCCUCUUCGUGAACUACUUGUCUUCUUCUAUAUCUGGUCCAGCUAUAUUCCAAAAAACCCCUUGAGGGCUCACUUCAACAGCGUUUGGUGACGCUCUAACCACUCAUGUGAUCUCAUCGCAAAUUGUUUUGGCCUCUCUCAAAGUGAGAAGAAGCAAUGGAAAAAAUGCAGAGGUUUUAGGUUUUUUUUCCUUUUCUGUGCGUGAGAGUGCAAAUGAAUGAGAAAUGGUGGCGUUUUUUGACGAGUUUGAGGUGCGGAAAAGAGAGAAGGGGAAAAAAACCGGGGCCAGCAGUACUGGUGUGAGAGCCUCAGGAAUAAGUUAUCUCGUCGGCAUGGGAAAAUCGGAAACCUUGGCUCUCCUUUUCCUAUAUUUCUUUAUGUCACAAUUUUUUCUAGUGAUCGAUUCGAUUCCAUAUGGUUCAUUGUACCUUGUGAAAUUUGCAUAAACAUCCCACAUAAAGGUUUUUUUGAACCGCAAACAUUUUUUUGAUCAGUUUUCUUUCUAGAAACGAGAAUUAUUCAGAAAUUGCUUCAUUGAGAAGUUAAUAUUUUACCGUAAUGAACUUCUUUUUUUGUGAUAAAGUAUAAUUGUUUGGUCCGGAAAGAAAGAAGUCGCUGAAUUGAUGAAUAGUCAUAGCUGAAAUAAUCAUCCUUUCUGAUCGAAAAACUAAAAGAUCAGUGAGUUUUUGAGAAAAUAUGUCUUGAAACCGUUUAUCGAAAUAUUGCGCAAGUGAAGAGAGUUUUGGUAACUCGAGAUUUUUCGAAAAAACGGAGGGGUCGGCCCUCUUUUAGCGGUCACUAAAGAGAAAAAUUCCCCUGAAGGCAUCACUCAAAGAUUUCUCUGUUUGUCUAUUCCUGAGAAAACUUACGACACUCUCAUAAAAGGAGUUUCAUCAAUUAAUUUACCACAAGAUUAUAUUUUUAAAAAGUAUUUUUUUUUCGUGUUUUUCGGAAUCCCCAGUCAAACAGUAGCUUUUCUUUUCAUAUAUAUUCAACAUACAAAUGUAAAAUUGACUAUAUAAAAAUAUUAGGAUGAGUUUUUUCCACUGAAAAUUUUCGAAUUGGUUGACUGAAUCCUUCAUGAGUCGCCAUUGAAGAGAGAACGAAGGCAGAUGCUCAAAUAAUAGAUUCUCUUUGGCUUUUUCCAAGUCAUUCAUUCGCUUUUUCGACGAUUAUUACUCUCGUUUUGAGUAAAUGAAUGUGGAAUAAUGGUAGAAAAUAAGACUAGAGUCAUCAUUUUGGUCUCAAAUUCGAAAAAUUGGAUAUUCUUCUAUCGGCUUUUUUAUUUUGUCGAAAUUGGAAGCAAGCAAGUUUUCUAGUAAUGACAAAAAAACGUAGGGAAAGAAUGAAAGAUUGGUAUAGAAAUAAAAGUUUUAGAAACCGAUAAGAUAAUAGAAAUAGGAAACUCUCACGUAAGAAAGAGCACAGAGAAAGGAAGUUUUAAGUUUUUGUGACGAAGUAGUUUAUUUUUUUCGAAUUUUUGGAAAUUUGAGAAGUACUAAUUUUUCUUAUUUGUUCAAUGCAUUAUAUCGGCCAAGCCUUUUUUAUGUUUCAAAGUGAUCAAUCAGCAUCAUUCUGUAUCUCAAAUUUCCCACUAGACUCCUCUGAAGUUGAAAAAAACUACCCUAAAACAUCGAGAAAAAGCUCAUUAUAAUGAAAUCGAAGGCUAGAAAAUAUUGAGAAUUUUUUCAAAAAGUUGCCGAGUUUUCUGAUAAAUGCAUACACCUCUCUAAACCCCGCAAAAAGAGCGACCUCAAUUGAAAGAGAGAAAAAGUUCAUUAAAAUUAUAUUGAGAGAGAGACUGGAGGAGAAGGCUUGAAAAUAUAUUUAUUUGCGCAAACACACUCCCACACGCUUGUUUUGUCCGAAUCUAUCGGGUGUACUAGAAGACAACCCGGAAAAAAAAGCGGCAGGAAGCUUUCGAAUUGACUCGAUGCCUCUUUUAUAUCUCGAUACCUCCACACUCAUGUCUAACCCUUUUCUUGGCGGUCAUUGUGGGAGUCUGGAAUUUUUCUCAUUUCAUGUACUUCGUGUACGAUGGGAAAAGAAAAAUUUCCAGAUGAUUUUUUAAAUUUUUUGAUUUGACUCAUUCCAAUUGCGACCAAACCGAAACAUUUCUAUACUUUUUUGAGUAGUUUCAAAAUCUUACAGACCAAUCAAAUAUAACAAUUUUUUUCGAUGUACGUCUAAAAUCGAGCAAAUCUGAACACGGUAGUUUAAGCUCAAUUAUUUGGGUUUUUUGAAAGAUUUCUCUUUUAUUCUUGUUCACUGCAUUCUCAAAAUGUUCUUUAAGCAAUGUUAUUGGAUAGCCAUUCCAAAUGCGAUCGUCUUCUGAGAUGAUGGAACUUUUCUGAACUUUUUGCGUCUUCCCGUUUACUUUUCUUUGUAAAAUGAGAGUUACAUGUGAAAGUGGCUUACUUUACAAAAAAAUUAGGCUUUUUCAAAUUCAAUCAUCUUAUGAUAUGAUAUUAAGAUGAAAAGCUGCUCUUAUUUUGACGAGGCCUUCUUUUCUGCUUUCUUUCGAACGAAGUCCAAAUUUUGGUGGAAAAGUAGGAGGACACAAACUGGACCGAAUCCAAACGUGACUCCAAUAAAAUCCGACUUUUUUCACGUUUUCCUGUCGAUCUCCUGGAAAUAUAUGUAUACACUAUAACUGCCAGAAGAGUCACUUAAUUUGCACACGAGUGCGCAGAAAAUAACUCGCCCCUUCUUCUUCCUUUUUUAAUUAAACGUCCCCCGCGACCUCUUCCUUUUUUGGACAUAACUUGGACAUUUUUUGGUUUAGCUAGAGUUGAGUUGUAUUUUUGGUCGACUCUGAGGUUAUCUCUUUGAUAUUCUUUUUUUUUAGUUUUCAUGCUGAGUUUCCCCUAUUUAUGGGUCCUUUUCCUUCAAAAACUGAAGCUUGUCAGCUUCUAUUUUUACACAACGAUGCUAAGAUAGGAAGGGAUCAAUUUCCACACUUAUGGCUCCUGAUCUCACAAGAGCUUAGUUAACCUGCAUUUAUUUUAAUUACGAGAUUUUUUUCCCGGCAAGUUUGGAUUUUUUCUGACAACUUUUGAAUGGGUUUGACCUACAUCGACCUCUGUAUGUAGUUUGAAACACAAUAGUUUUAGUCAAAAUUUUUUUUCGUGCCUGAUUUCACCGCUCUUUUUUCCACUUUUCAGUGUUUUUUCAAAACGUUUUUUUCGAUUUUUGAUUAGAGGUGAAAUUUCUCCUUUUCAGAACAUUUUUUUCUUCGCUUCUCCCAAAUUUUGACCCUUUUUUGCAGUUUUUGAAGUAUAGCCGUGAUUUGCAGGACAUGUUCAUCGGAGAUCAGAGCUCGGAACUCGUCGGGUGAAGUUCACGCCUCCCUGCCGACCGUCUUCGUCUCGGAAUACGACGCCUUCUAUCAAUCACAGCGAUCUUUUCCUGACGAAAGAGGUCUUUUUUCCUUAUUCCGAUACGAAAGCCAAUAUAAAGAUUGAAAAAAAACGUGUAGUCGUUUUUCGAAGUCUUGAAAAGGCCCUGAGACAGCAUCUGAGAGGUCAACACGCGUUUCAGAUUCAAGUUUUUACUCAUUCCAUGCUGCGCCCGACCUUGAGCGGCUUACUAAAAUUUUUUCAUCCACUUUUUUCAUCCCUACCAUCUUUCUGGUGUCAACUUUUUUAUUCAUAAAAAGGAGGAAUCUCUCAAAUUUUCUUGUUUGAAACGCAGACAUUCAGAAAGAUAUUCAUCAAAGUUUAGAUCUUCUGGCGCGAAAUUUUGUCGGGAAUUCUGAAAAUCUUCGCAUUUUUGACAUUUGGAACGCUAAUUCGCAAAAAAAUUUCAUUUUGGUAAUUCAUGAAAUUAUUCGGUUCCCGUUUAGUGAAAAAAAUCGCUCGAGAGACACGUGAUUUCUUUUUCGAAACAGUUUAAAUUUUUUUAAAACUUGACGAAAAAAAUUUCAUGAGGACUUUCUUCAGAAUUUGCACAUUAAAGUAAGGGAUUUUUUUGAAAUCACUAUCUUGGUUUUUAAUGUGAUUUUAUACGUUUUUAUUGUGAACUUUUUAGAGAAAAGCUUUUAGAAAUUUCGCAAUGUAAAGAAAACGAUGAAAUUAUGAGCCGGCAAAAAUGAUUUCCGCUGAAAGGAGUCGAACCCUGGUCACAAUAUUGACAUUGCGCAAGAGCCCACUACCACUACACCACGCCGCCAAUUUUUAGCCGAAGGCUCCGAGCGCGCACAUAUACUUGACAAGUUUAGACGAGCUUUUUGUCGGUUGCUCGAGGGGUUUAGCCGAAUUUCCUUUCUGAUUCCGAUAACUCUUACCCAGACCUAUCAAACCCACCAAGUCUCAAUUCUCAAAUCGAUUUUCAGAAGAGACCAGUUAGAUAAGGAACUCUUAAGAAAUAGUGGAAGUUUAGAGAACGACAGCCUCUUCGACGACCACUACGAACAGCAACAUCCAUUACGCCAUCGGCUUUCCUCCACCAUGAGCGGAUUAACUUUCCAGGUAGUCUGUUACCUGAAGAUUGUAUUCCGGAACACAAAUUAGCAUAGUCGACUUUCUUCUUUUUUUUCUCCCACCUGUUUUUUUAUCUUUCAGGAAGAUGACUGAGUUUUCGAUUUAAAAAAAAAAUCAAUCUUUUUUUCCAAUGACUGGUCAAUUUUCAGCUCCAAUCCGGAAUCCACAAAAAGACACUCAACUGGGAUACCUUGGAAAUUUCUCUCCGUGAUCUUCGAUCGGAAGCCUGGAAAUUCAUACAGGACAUUGUGGGUUUCUUUUGAUUUUUAUUCGAGAAUUCAUUGAAUUAAUGGGGAUUAGUCCAAUAUUUGAGGUUAUUUAAGGAUUGGCUAAUCUUUUAAUGUAGAUUAUAUGGUUAACAAGGGAUUUGAUAGGAUGCAAAAGUUUUUUUGAAAAGAAAAUUUUAGGUUUCCAAAGGGAGAUUCGGGUUUUUUUUGUUGGAAAAAAAAAGUUUUUUAUCGUCUUUUCCUAUUGAAAAUGCCAGGUACCUUCAAAAUGCAGAAUAAUACACGGUUUUCGACUUCAAACAACAAAGAACUACAGUAAGAUUAGCCUUUAAAAUUCACUGAAAUACACUACGACUGCGCCAUUAAAUUACAGUAAACUACAGUUUUCACCCCCCCCCCCUUUGAAACAGAAUUCAAGGUUUUCAAAAAAAUGUCAACCAAAAUUUUGUAGGUCCAGUUUUUUUCAGAUCAAACUUCAAUUUUCCAGACAAGUUUUUUUUAAAAUGAAAUUUGAGUUAAAUGUUGGCGAAAAAACAACAAAACCUGCUAUUAGGCUUUAAUAACAGUGGAAUUAGUUAUUUCCACCCGUCAGAUACUUUUAGUUACGAAGCUUGAAAAAAUAUUCAGUGGGGUUUUUCGACUCAAAUUUUAAAAGACAAAUAAAUUCGAUAGAAUCGAGAAAUGAAGUCAAUUCAUGAAUAAAUGGACAUCGAACCCUUUUUCGUUUCAAGAUGUUUUCCGUUUUUGACAGCGAAAGAAAUACUGAUUAAUUCUCAAAGGGAGUUCUACAGUACUUGGAUUAUCCGUUUAAGUCGUUUCAAGACCGCAAUUUGCAGAUUCUUUAAAAUUAUUUCCUUUAAAAAACAUAAAUAAAUAAACGAAGCGUAAAAAACCUGAAAUGAUUUUCUAAAAGUGCUUUACAGUACCAGGAUCAUCCGUGUCAGUCUCUACAAGACCACAUUUUGCUGUACAAGCACGAUCUCCGGUCCAUCAACAUCCUCCAGCUCAUCACAACCAGUUCAGAUGUGAUCGAUGGAACCCUGGUCGAGAUCGUCAUCAGCUGUACGCUCAUUUUGAUUUUUUCUCAUUUUUUGAAGGUUGAGGUAGAAACGAUCAGUUCAAAAAGUAA